AUGGAGCAAACGGUGGGGAUUCUUGGUGGAGGGCAGCUUGGAAGAAUGCUCACAGAAAGUGCUAAUCGUCUUAACAUCCGGACAUUAAGUCUUGAUGCGCCUGAGGCACCUGCAAAGCAGAUUAAUGCCACUGGUGAGCACAUCGACGGCUCUUUCAAGGACCCUGAUGCUGUGCGGCGAUUGGCGAAGCUGUGUGAUAUUUUGACUGUCGAGAUCGAACAUGUUAACACCGACAUUCUCGAACAAUUGGACGGCAAAGUGCAAAUUCACCCAAGCUGGAAGACUAUCCGGGUUAUCCAGGAUAAAUUCAGUCAAAAGACACAUCUCCAUGCUAAUGACAUACCAACUACCUUUUCGUCCUCGUUGCAAUGUAAUACCACUGCAGAAUUGAAGUCGGUUGCUGGUGAAGUAGGCUACCCUUUCAUGCUGAAGUCUAGAACAGAGGCCUAUGAUGGACGAGGUAAUCAUAAGGUAAAUUCAGACUCUGAUCUGCAGAAUGCCUUGGACUGUUUACGGGAUCGCCCGCUCUAUGCCGAAAAAUGGGCAGACUUUGACAUGGAGCUUGCAGUCAUGGUAGUGAAAGUUGAAAGCGAUCCGUCUUCAGAUUGGUCAAGGAUUACGAAAGCGUUCCCUGUGGUUGAGACCAUCCAUGAAGACAGCAUUUGCAAGUUGGUUUAUGCCCCUGCGCGUCGAAUAAGCAGGGAGACCCGCCAGAAGGCCCAAGAGAUGGCACGAAAGGCGGUGGCCUCGUUCUGGGGCAAAGGUGUUUUUGGAUGCGAGAUGUUUCUUCUUAAUGACGGCUCCCUCUUGGUGAACGAGAUUGCCCCCAGACCUCAUAACUCAGGGCAUUAUACGAUAGAUGCUUGCCCGCUAUCACAAUAUGACGCACAUUUGAAGGCAAUACUUGGUCUUCCUAUACCGCUUAACAGUCUACAUUUGAUAGAACCGGGUGUCAAUGCCAUCAUGUUAAAUAUUCUUGGUGGUGUCAAAACGGACUCUCACAUGCAUGCUGCACACGCUGCUCACGCUAUCGAUGGGGCGCGAAUCCACUUGUAUGGCAAAGGGAAAGCCCGUCCAGGUCGGAAAAUGGGCCACAUCACCGUGCUGGCGGGCGAUAUGACUACAGCAGAACUUCGUAUGCAGCCACUCAUUGAAGAUAUUGAUCGGAUUCGGAGAGAAAGUCAGGUCAAUGAUCAAAUGUUAGAUGAACCGCGAACGAGGCAGCCGCUUGUGAGUAUCACGAUGGGUUCAGACUCCGACCGCUCCAUACUUGCGCCAGGUGUUCAGAUUCUGAAAGAACUCGACAUCCCAUUCAUGGUGACAAUAACGUCAGCCCAUAGGACCCCCGAUCGCAUGGUCGACUUCGCGAAGGGGGCACGACGGCGAGGAUACAAAGUCAUCAUUGCCGCCGCCGGAGGGGCGGCACACUUGCCUGGUAUGAUAGCCGCUAUCACACCACUGCCAGUCAUUGGCCUGCCAGUCAAGGCAAGCUGCCUCGACGGUGUUGAUAGCUUAUACAGUAUCGCUCAGAUGCCGGUAAGUCUUGACUAG
Molecule: messenger RNA, 1551 nt
Organism: Bacidia gigantensis
Lineage: Eukaryota; Fungi; Ascomycota; Lecanoromycetes; Lecanorales; Ramalinaceae
Exons: 1
Coding region: 1-1551 (516 amino acids)
Biological process (GO): 'de novo' IMP biosynthetic process
Molecular function (GO): ATP binding; phosphoribosylaminoimidazole carboxylase activity; metal ion binding
Source: RefSeq, a predicted model, not a curated record